This is a messenger RNA of Olea europaea var. sylvestris, 4229 nucleotides long. RefSeq names its product inositol transporter 4-like. Gene Ontology annotation, biological process: transmembrane transport. Gene Ontology annotation, cellular component: membrane. The transcript is spliced from 7 exons. Bases 178 to 1914 code for a protein of 578 amino acids. Gene Ontology annotation, molecular function: myo-inositol:proton symporter activity. Lineage: Eukaryota; Viridiplantae; Streptophyta; Magnoliopsida; Lamiales; Oleaceae. The record is from RefSeq and is a predicted model, not a curated record.
CCAAUUUUUAUCUCUUGUAGAGGAAAAUUCAUUUUGAGGGACAUCAGACAUUUAUUUUCAUUCCGGAAGAGACAAGAACCGAGCAGAAGAAGAUACAAAGGAUCCCUUCUGCGAUUCUCGUGUGUUUCCAGGAACCCCAACAAAAAACAGCCUUAUAUUCAUUAAUUACGUUCGAAAAUGGUGGAGGGAGGAACAGUUUCCGCUGCAGAUAAAACCGAGUUCACAGAAUGCUGGAGGACGGCAUGGCAAACACCUUAUAUCAUGAGAUUAGCCCUCUCUGCUGGCAUUGGAGGCCUUCUCUUUGGCUAUGACACCGGUGUAAUUUCUGGUGCCCUCCUGUACAUACGAGAGGAUUUUAAAGCUGUAGAUAAGAAUACAUGGCUACAGGAAACCAUUGUGAGCAUGGCUGUUGCAGGAGCAAUAGUAGGCGCUGGAGUAGGUGGAUGGAUUAAUGAUAAGUAUGGGCGAAAAGUAUCGAUUUUGGUGGCUGAUUUUCUGUUCUUUGUUGGUGCAAUAAUUAUGUCAUUAUCUCCAGCUCCCUGGAUGAUCAUUUCUGGUAGAAUAUUUGUGGGAUUGGGAGUUGGAAUGGCAUCUAUGACUGCCCCUCUUUAUAUUUCAGAAGCUUCGCCUCACAGAAUCAGAGGUGCGCUUGUCAGUACAAAUGGGCUUCUCAUUACAGGAGGACAAUUUCUUUCUUAUCUUAUCAAUCUAGCUUUCACCCAUGUCAGAGGAACCUGGCGUUGGAUGCUCGGUGUUGCUGGUCUUCCUGCACUAGUUCAAUUUAUUAUGAUGUUGUCACUCCCCGAGUCUCCAAGAUGGCUUUACAGGAAUGGUAAAGAAAAUGAGGCAAGGUCCAUCAUAGAAAAAAUAUAUCCGGCUGGUGAAGUUGAAGGCGAGAUGCAUGCCCUGAAAACAUCACUCGAGCAAGAAAGGGCCUUGGAAGGUUCACUUGGGGAAGGCAACAUCUUUCAGAAAGUGAAACAAGCCUGGGCUAACGAUGUUGUUCGUAGGGGACUAUAUGCUGGUAUUGCAGUUCAGGUGGCUCAGCAGUUUGUGGGUAUUAAUACUGUAAUGUAUUAUAGUCCAACCAUAAUACAGUUUGCAGGAUUUGCAUCAAAUAAGACAGCUUUGGCACUUUCCCUUAUUACCUCUGGUCUAAAUGCCAUCGGAUCGUUAGUUAGUAUGGGUUUUGUGGAUCGACAAGGAAGGAGGAGACUUAUGAUCAUUUCUAUGAUUGGAAUUAUUACCUGCCUUGUGACAUUAUCUGCUGUGUUUUACCGAGCUUCUGCCACUUCCCCACAUAUCAGCAAUUUCGAGUCUGCACACUUUGGUGGAAACUCUACUUGCCCUAGUUACGUGAAUGCUGCAGAUGCAUCAUCCUGGAACUGCAUGACAUGCUUGCAGGAAGACAGCUGCGCAUACUGCUCAAAUGGAGCCAGCAAAUAUGGUGCUGGAGCUUGUCUAGCUUCCACUGAUGCAAUAAAAGGUGCAUGCAGAUCCGAGAAUCGGAUAUGGUACACAAAGGGAUGCCCAAGCUCGAUUGGAAUCUGGGCAGUUUUAUUCCUUGGACUCUAUAUCAUUGCAUACUCACCAGGAAUGGGAACUGUACCCUGGAUUGUAAAUUCCGAGAUCUAUCCAUUGAAGUACAGAGGCAUUGGUGGAGGAAUUGCUGCAGUCUCAAACUGGACAUCAAAUCUGAUAGUGAGCGAGACAUUUUUAACAUUAACUGAAGCUCUUGGCUCUGCCGGUACCUUCCUAUUGUUUGCCGGGUUCUCCUUCGUUGGACUAGUCGCCAUUUUCUUCCUUGUACCUGAAACUAAAGGAAUGCAAUUUGAGGAAGUGGAAAAGCUGUUACAGAAAGGAUACUCACCCUUUAGGAAACGGAAUAGUGGGGACGACGACACCACCAAUUAACUGUUUGAACAUACAGGGCUCAACUCGGCUAGACUAGACUGAUAAGAGGAGCAUUAUUGCCUUCUAGGGUUUCAACGUGCCAUUUAAAAAAAUUGGAAAAUAUAAUUUUUUUGGUGAGCAUACUUCUUGGUUCAUUUUGUGGAUAUGUCUAGUUUGUUCACAAACAAGCUACGGAUAAUGUGAAUAAAAUCCAAUUUAUUCACAAUAAUAAGAUGAGGAAACUCAUUUUUGAAUGGACAAUUUUCUACUUUGAUGAUGACACAAAUUUUAAUCCUCUUACACAAUGGAACAUUUUCCAAUCAAAGAUACAAACAGAGUCGUGUAACACCAAUACUCCUGCACUCUUUAUUCAACUCCAGAUAUCCAUGGCAUCAACAUAAAUCAUUAUUUCUCUUGGUGACAAAUCAAAUUUCAGAACGUGACUUUCAAUCUUGGCCUUCAACUUAACCCAGUCAAGAUUGGUCUCCUAGAUUUGGCUGCUUGAGAAAUGUAUGGCAAAACACGCUUACCAGUUCUGGCAAUCAUAAUCAGCUCUAGGUUCACCUUUCAUAGGACGCAAGAACUAAAUGUAACGGAAUUGGAAAUGCCAAGGCAUUAUCAAACUAACUGAGAUUUUGCAGGGUUUUCAGAUACAAGAACACAAUAAGCAGAUUAUGGCUUCACAAGCUUGCAAUAAGCUACAAAACUACUUAGACAAGAACUGCUGCUAGUUUGUAAGCAUGUACUUAGUUCCUCUUUUAUUUAAGCACAACCGGGAAAGUAAACUACUUCGGAUUGCUAACUUGAAAUCUUAAAAUAACAUGUCAAAUCAAAAACUACAGGAACCACCGAAUUAAGAACCAAAUAAUAUAGCAGUGUAGCUACAUCUCAGAUUCCAAUCUACAGGACUUCUCAUUUGCAAUAGUUUGAAAUAUUAUGCAACUACUCGCAAAAAACAGAAGCGAAAGGAGAAGGAAAUUACUUAUAGCGCUAAAGUUUUUUUCUGCAACAAGCAAAUAACCAGGGGAAAGCCAAGGGGAAAGGAUAAAAAAGACACAAUAAGUUCAUUCAUCUUGUGACAGGUGAAGAAGUCGGUAAGAAAUAAGCAAUAAGGCUAACAUGGAGAGCAGCGUGAAAAUUGAAGAGUGGAAAAAAAUUUAUUGACAGCCACCGUUACAAUAGCACUGAACAAAUAUGCUAGUUAACCUAGACAGAAUUAUGAAUUUUUAAAUAAAGUAAAUUACAUUCCGAGACAGGAAAACAUGGGUUGGAGGUUGCCAUAAGCCAAUAAAUCCCAACAGAGCUAACCACAUGAGCCGUAGUUCCCCUUCCCCUCAACCAGAACUAAAAGUUUGAAAGCUCAAUAAAGAAAGUACAUCAUGAUCUCACUUAAGUAAUUCCCAAAUUCGAUGACAUAUCUCACAGAGCGAGUUGUUGUCACACCGAUCAUCAACCCACAUCAUUUUUGCGUGAGUGAUCCAUGAUCGUCAAACUAACAUCAAAUAAUCCUUCACUACAUAAAUUUGAAGAUGCGAAAAAGAAAUAAUCCUUAAAAAUUUAUAAAACCGUGGACAAGGAGAAAAAAAUGUCACACAUAAUAAGCAUAAAAUCAAAAAGUGCAAAAGGCAAACUUUUCAAGAUCACAUUUAAAGGAGUUGCAGAAGAGAAAACGGGAAACUUUAGGAUUCCCAUGAUCAAUAUUAAGAAGAAAAGUAAGAACUUCCUACAUCACGAACAGAAAGUGCAAACUUCAAGAUACACAGAAUCGAAAGAAUUUUUCGCUAAAUGAAAUUUGAAGAACUUCUCCCAACAAUGGAAACACCAAACAGACACUACUAAUUCGUAAAAUCGGUAAUAUUUUCAGAAAAUUUGGUAAACUAGGAGCACGGUGAAAAUCCACAUAAAGCAGAUUAAGACAUCAUUCUUGCAAAUAAUUCAAAGAAAACAAAAAAUAAAUAAACGAAAACCAAAACUUUGCAUCGUCGCCGAGAAACAUCAGAUAUUUCGAAAUAAGAAAUAAUCAAAGGGGAAAAUUGAUAAAAUUAAAAAAAGAUAGCUCAGCGAAAUCGAGGAUCACUACACGCAAAAUGAUACAAGUUAGAUGCUCGAAUUUUGUCCAGCCCUCCAAGUACGCAUAUACAUGUGUUUCUGUGAGAGAGAAAAGGAGUGGAUGAAGAAGCGAAAGCCUGUACAGUACGCUGAGUUGACAGCUCCGUUAGGGUUUUAUCGCCCGCCGGAAGAUAGGAUCGCAAACGGUAGUAUCCAAAGUUUGACUUAGUCACUGGAAAUUGUUUUAUAUCAAUUUAAUCACCAGACCCAUUAAAAUUAGGAAAAAA